Messenger RNA from Pongo pygmaeus (Bornean orangutan), 14529 nucleotides. RefSeq names its product zinc finger protein 611. Bases 5571 to 7685 code for a protein of 704 amino acids. Gene Ontology annotation, biological process: regulation of transcription by RNA polymerase II. The transcript is spliced from 7 exons. NCBI's taxonomy places the organism in Eukaryota, Metazoa, Chordata, Mammalia, Primates, Hominidae. Gene Ontology annotation, molecular function: RNA polymerase II cis-regulatory region sequence-specific DNA binding; DNA-binding transcription activator activity, RNA polymerase II-specific. The record is from RefSeq and is a predicted model, not a curated record. Gene Ontology annotation, cellular component: nucleus.
AAUCUGUCUCUUUCCUUUCUGAAAUGCCAGGUAUUGUAGUAGCCAGUCUUUUCUGAGUCUGAAACGUCCUGCCUGACAGGCUCACUCGCACUCACCCAUGCCUUUUCUCAGUUCCUCUCAUCUGCUCUGAGAUUCCAUCUCCUUUGACCCAGUGACAAGAACUUCUUAAGAAGCUCCACUGGGCAUGGUCCUGGGAGGGGCUCACACCCAGACAUGGAUGGACACGGGGUGUGGGCACCAUGGUGUCAGCGCUGCUGGGCAGCCUGGAUGGUUCAGGGGCCACAUCUGGAUGUCAGCUCUUUGUGGACCAGAUCAGAGAAACAACGUGUGAAAUAUAUAUGUUAAUGUGCACAGAUAUCCGGUAAAUUCUGAAAAAGGAGACCAAUAAGGGGAGAUAUUUUGUAUCUGACUUAGUAAUGCAUUUGAAGCCACAAUUUGGGGGCGGGGCCUGGGGUGAGUCAAGAGGGAGGAGGCUGCCUGGAGGCCAGUCUGGACAGCGGGACGGUGCAGGGAUGCCAGAGGUUUAUCCUGGUCUUGGGGGCGGGGCCUGAAAUGGGGUGUUGUUCUUAAGGGCGGGACCUGGCAGAGAUGCUUCGGGGCUCUUUCCUCAGCUGGGUCCCUGAUGUGGCCUGCUGUCAUCCUCUUGAUCUCCAGCACUCGAUCCCCCGGGUUCUGAUUGGUGGAUUGUUUCUGAUGUGUCGUCAUAUUACCCCUAAUAUCACAGGGAGGCUUCCUGCCCGUUUUAAGUUAGCAUUUCAAACAAUCGAAGGUAAAACAACAUUUGGUAGUGGGCCAUUUUGUACUGAACGCUGAAUCGUUUUUUCUCCGAAGUUGAAAACAGUUUUAAGGCAAGGUGCCUUUUUUGAGCAGGUAGAGUCGCGCGUCCUGCAGGCGGGGCGAGCUCCCCUCAGGCUAGGGCAGGAUGGGGUACGGGCCAGGUACCUCGGUAAAGGGGUGGAGUGGGGCACUGCUUACAAAGGGGACUGACAAUUAGAAUGGCUUGGUAAACCAAGCAAAGUCCUGGGUUGUUUGAGUGGAUAAUGAAAAUAGAAAGGUGACAUAUAAAACUGCCUAUUAUACACAGGAGGUGGAGGAAAAUUUCAUAUUUCCUGGAAAUAAAGCCAGAACUCGGGGCGGUGGGUCACACCUGUCAUCCCAGCACUUUGAGAGGCCAAGGCCGGAGGAUUGCUUGAACACAGGAGUGUGUGAUCAGCCUGAGCAACAUAGUGAGACCUCGUCUCUACUAAAAAUAAAAAAAAAUCAGACAGAUGUGGUGGUGCACACCUGUGUUCUCAGCUGCUUCGGGCACUGAGAUUGAAACAUCACUUGAGCCAGGGAGUUGGACGCUGCACUGAUCCCUGAUCUCACUAGCACACUCUAACCUGGAUGACAGAGCUGGACCCUGUCUCAAACAAACAAGCAAAUAAGUGAGAGGCAUAAUUCCUCCUUCAAAAAUAAAGUAAGAGAUUUUCUUUCCUGUAGUCUCUUUUCUUAGGACAUUUAUUUAGAAAAUGUGUAAAUGAAUUUUCUCUGUCUUCUGAAACAGCAUUUUUUUUGAGAUGGAGUUUCCCUCUUGUAGCCCACGCUGGAGUGGAAUGGCGUGAUCUCCGCUCACUGCAUCCUCCGUCUCCCGGAUUCAAGCGAUUCUCCUGCCUCAGACUCCUGAGUAGCUGGGAUAGCAGGCAUGUGCCACCAUGCCCAGUUAAUUUCGUAUUUUUAGUAGAGAAGGGUUUUUUCCAUGUUGGUCAGGCUGGCCUCAAACUAGGACCUCAGGCGAUCUGCCCGCCUCUGCCUCCCAAAGUGCUGGGAUUACAGGUGUGAGCCACCGCACUCAGACAGAAAUGGAAUUUUUUUAGAAACUAACUAAACCGUUUUUUAGCUUAAUGACCCAGGAAUGUAUUUCCAAAGGACUUGGGAGCUCUCUUUGAAAGGCAAACAACAACAGAAAUAGCACUUGUGUCUCAGUAGGAAAUUAAGUAAUUCAAACUUCAAGUGAUUCCAAUUUAAUGCUAUGGCCCUUUAAAUAAUUCUGAGCCUUAAGAGGAAUGUGGUCAUGCAACUUGAGUUCAGUGGAAUGCAGGCGCAACUUCUAAGAGUUUUUCUGUAAAUAAUUUGGAAAACUGGCCGUGAACAGUGGGUCACGCCUGUCAUCCCAUCACUUUGGGAGACUGAUUCUGUCAGAUCACGAGGUCAAGAGAUAGUGAUUAUCCUGGCCAACACGGUGAAAUCCCGUCCCUAAAAAAAAUACAAAAAUUAGCUGGGCAUGUUGGUGCCUGCCUGUAGUAUCAUCUAUUCAGGAGGCUGAGCCAUGACAAUUACUGGAACCAGGGAGUCGGAGGUUGCAGUGAGCUGAGAUUGCACCACUGCACUCCAGCCUGGAGACAGAGCGAGACUCCAUCUCAAAAUAAAUAAAUAAACAACAAUAACAAUAAAAAAAAUUAGGAAGACUACAGAGCCCCAGUGAUAAGGCCUCCUCAGAGCAUUGUCCUUUCUUAUGUAGUGAUAAAGUAACUUUCCUUGAAGUGUAUCAAAUCGUCACCAAUCAAGUUGCUGCAGCCUAUGCACUGGUCUUGAAUGGAAAAUGUGGUGAUUCUGCUAAAGCUUCUGUGUCUUUCCCUAUGUGUGUGAAACCUUAACAUCUCUACUUGGGAAUGCUGAUCCCAUUUAUUUGGAGUUGAUGUUUCCAGGUGGCUUUCUUCAAGCUCUGUGUUCACAUUAACUAUGUACUUAAUCAUAUAUUUUAAAUUUUAUUAUUUACUGCUGACGUCAGUUUCUGUCUUAUUGCAGGAGCAAUAAGACAGAAGAGAGGGCACCUGUCACCAUGUUGUAAAACUCACACUUGUCAAAAAGACAUGGGUUAGGGUUUCUUCCCCUCCCUCGGGAUGAUGCUAGUUAGCUGACACAGAUGGUCACCUCCAUUACCAAGUAGAGCCAGGAUGAACUAUGUGUGACCAAGGGUGUUGUUAAAUCUUCUUCCCUGAGGACUGAUUAGUGUUUAUCUUGAAAAUAUGUCCUUAAUGGGUUGUAUAGAACAGUGAAGUUUCUUUCUCUCUUUUCAACCUUUUAGCUAUUUGCCUCUAUUUCCCAUCACAUUCUGGUCUAAGGCUUAUUUAUUCAUAAAAUGGUUUUUAUUUCUUUCUCUGUUAUCAUCGUGGAGAUGAUUUCUCAUUUGGGAGAAGAUUUUUUAGUUUUCAAUUAUAUUUUGUCAACAUUUAAAAAGCGACGCAAAGAAUAUUUCUGUGGCAUGGCAUGGUGGCUCACGCCUGUAAUCCCAGCAGUUUGGGAGGCGAAGGCGGGUGGAUCACGAGGUCUAGAGAUCGAGACCAUCCUGGCCAACAUGGUGAAACCCCAUCUCUACUAAAAAAAUACAAAAAAAAAAAAAAACCCAAAAAGAUUAGCCAGGGGUGGUAGCGGGAGCCUGUGGUCCCAGCUACUCGGGAGGCUGAGGCAGGAGAAUGGCGUGAACCCGGGAGGCGGAGCUUGCAGUGAGCCGAGAUCGCACCGCUGCACCCCAGCCUGGGCAACAGAGUGAGACUCCGUCUCAAAAAAAAAAAAAAAAAAGAAUAUUUCUGGCCGGGCGCGGUGGCUCACGCCUGUAAUCCCAGUAUUUUGGGAGGUCGAGGCGGGCGGAUCACAAGGUCAGGAGAUGGAUACCGUCCUGGCUAACUCGAUGAAACCCCAUCUCUACUAAAAAUACAAAAAAUUAGCCAGGCAUGUUGGCUCACGCCAUAACCCCAGCACUUUGGGAGGAUGAGGCAGGCAAAUAACUUGAAGUGAGGAGUUCGAUACUGGCCUGGUCAACAUGGUCAAACCCAUCUGUACCAAAAAUACAAAAAUUAGCCUGGCAUGGUGGCGUACGCCUGUAAUGCCAGCUGCUCCUGAGGCUGAGGCAGGAGAAUCGCUUGAACCCAGGAGGCAGAGGAUGCAUUGAGUCGAGAUCUCGCCACUGCACUCCAGCCUGGGCGACAGAGAAAUACUCUGUCUCAAAAAUAAUAAUAAUAAUAAUAAUAAAAGAAAGUAAUAAAUCUCUUCCACAAAUGUGCUAGGACAACUAUCUGGAUAUCCACAUGGAAAAGAAUAACGUUGGAUCCCUAUGUCACACAAUCAAAAAUUUUAUUUGCAAAAGUUUUUUUAAAAAAGAGAGAGAGAGAAGGAAGGGAGACCUGCGGCAGUGGGUGUUAUUUUGUCGCUUAGGCUGGCUUGGAACCUGAGGCUCAGCGAUUCUCCCGCCGCCGCUUCCUCAGCCUGAGCUGGGACCUCAGGCUCCCGCCCCCACGCCUCUGCUGUCUUUAAGCAGCAGGUGGUGACCUCACUCCUCGGCCUGAGCACUCUGUCCGGCAUCCCAGGCAGUGGCUUUAGGGAAGUCUCUGAAGCUGAGCACAGGGUGGACUCUCCUUCCUGAGUGAAUGGACAAUAGAAAGGGAGAGGAUAUCUAUUCUGUUCUGUGGGCCCUCAGCAUGACAUGGUACAUUCCGCCCAGGCAGGGCUUUGCAUUUCACAUUCUAGUUUGUAUCCCUGUUCCAGACAAUUACAGUGUAGCAGGAUGAGCCGCAGACAAAACCUCUCAGACACCGAGUUGUAGAAGGAAGGGCUUUAUUCAGCUGGGAGCAUUAGCAAGCUACUGCCUUAAAAUCCAAGCUCCCCAAGUGCACAAUUUCUGUCCCUUUUAAGGGCUCACAACACUAAAGAUUUCAGAUGAAAGGAUCGUGACUGAUUUGAGCAAGCAAGGGAUACAUGAUAGGGGCUGCACGCACUGGUGAUCAGGGAGAAAGAGAACAGGGCAGGGAGUUUCACAAUGUUCUUCUAUACAAUGACUGGAAUCUAUGCAUAACAUCAGCUUCUAAAUCAUAAGUUGAUUUUUAACUACUAGGUUUAGGCCAGGUGGGUCCAGGCCUGGUUUCAGUCCUGGCGCCGGGCUGCCUGUCUUUGGUUUUACUUCCUGUUGUUUUUAUUGAAUAUAAAAAGAAUAUAAAACAAUGUCAGAGGGUCUCUCUCUUCUCUCAAAAGGGCUUUUGUACUAUGCCUCAGACUUUCUGGCGCUUUCGCCUCCAAAACCUGAAAACAGAGACGCUGGGAGCGAGGCUGAGAGAUGCGCAGAUCGCGCCCCGGCCCUGCCCUCUGCCGGUUCUAAAAGGCAAGGUCUCUCCGACUCGCGCCCCGCCUCUACCUCGCCCAGGCCCCGCCUACCUCCCACUUCCCGCCCAGGUCUGGCUUCUGUCCUGCGCGCGCAGAUUAACGCAAACCCGGAAGCGGAUAGGGUGGAGUGUAGGUCAUAUCGACGCGGAGACUGAGGCAAGGGGAUUGCUUGAGUCCAGGAGUUCGAGACCAGCUUGGGCAACAUAGUGAGACCCCCAUCUCUGCCAAAAAAAAGCAGUAGUCCUGGCUGUGCACGGUGGCUCACACUUGUAAUCCCAGCACUUUGGAAGGCUGAUGCGGGCGAAUCACCUGAGAUAUCUCUUCCAAAUGCUUGAUGAAAAAGGUGGGAGGAUCACUUGAGCCAGGGAGUUGAAGGCUGGAGUGAGCCCUGUUUUGCCACCACACUCCAGCUUGGGAUUGAUUUCUAAAGACUCAUGUUACGUGAGGAAGCAGCUCAGAAGAGGAAAGGAAAGGAGCCAAGCAUGGCUCUUCCUCAGGGACGCUUGACUUUCAGGGAUGUGGCUAUAGAAUUCUCAUUGGCAGAGUGGAAAUUCCUGAACCCUGCGCAGAGGGCUUUAUAUAGGGAAGUGAUGUUGGAGAACUACAGGAACCUGGAGGCUGUGGAUAUCUCUUCCAAAUGCAUGAAGAAGGAGGUCUUGUCAACAGGGCAAGGCAAUACAGAAGUAUUCCACACAGGGACAUUGCAAAGACAUGAAAGUCAUCACGUUGGAGAUUUUUGCUUCCAGGAAAUUGAGAAAGAAAUUCAUGACAUUGAGUUUCAGUGUCAAGAAGAUGAAAGAAAUGGCCUUGAAGCAUUCAUGACAAAAAUAAAAAUGUUGACUGGUAGUACAGACCGAGAUGAUCAGAGACAUGCUGGAAACAAACCUAUUAAAGAUAAGCUUGGAUCAAGCUUUUAUUCACAUCUACCUGAACUGCACAUAUUUCAGAUCAAAGGUGAAAUUGGUAAUCAACUUGAGUCUACCAAUGAUGCUCCCUCAGUUUCAAUGUCCCAAAGAAUUUCUUGUAGGCCCCAAACCCAGAUUUCUAAUAACUAUGGGAAUAAUUUCCUGAAUUCUUCAUUACUUACACAAAAAGAAGAAGUACACAUGAGAGAAAAAUCUUUCCCAUGUGAUGAGAGUGGCAAAGCCAUUAAUUGUAGCUCACUCUUAAGGAAACACCAGAUAAUCCAUUUAGGAGACAAGCAAUAUAAAUGUGAUGUAUGUGGUAAGCUCUUUAAUUACAAGCAAUACCUUGCAUGCCAUCGUAGAUGUCACACUGGAGAGAAACCUUACAAGUGUAAUGAGUGUGGCAAGACCUUCAGUCAGGAGUCAUCCCUCACAUGCCAUCAUAGACUUCAUACUGGAGUAAAACCUUACAAUUGUAAUGAGUGUGGCAAGAUCUUUGGUCAAAAUUCAGCCCUUCUAAUUAAUAAGGCAAUUCAUACUGGAGAGAUACCUUACAAGUGUAAUGAAUGUAACAAGGCUUUUAAUCGACAAUCACAAAUUUCACAUCAUAGAAUUCAUACUGGAGAGAAACCUUACAAAUGUGAAGAAUGUGACAAAGUUUUUAGUCGGAAAUCAACCCUUGAGACACAUAAGAGAAUUCAUACUGGAGAGAAACCAUACAAAUGUCAGGUUUGUGACAUAGCUUUCAUGUGGUAUUCACAGCUGGCUCGACAUAGGAGAAUUCACACUGGAGAGAAAACUUACAAGUGUAAUGAGUGUGGCAAGACUUUCAGUCACAAGUCAUCCCUUGUAUGCCAUCAUAGACUUCAUGGUGGAGAGAAAUCGUACAAAUGUAAGGUUUGUGACAAGGCUUUUGUGCGGAGUUCACAACUGGCAAAACAUACUAGAAUUCACUGUGGAGAAAAACCUUACAAGUGUAAUGAAUGUGGGAAGACCUUUGGUCAAAAUUCAGAUCUUUUAAUUCAUAAGUCAGUUCAUACUGGGGAGCAACCUUACAAAUGUGAUGAAUGUGAAAAGGUUUUCAGUCGUAAAUCAACCCUUGAGACACAUAAGAUAAGUCAUACUGGAGAGAAACCAUACAAAUGUAAGGUUUGUGACAAGGCUUUUGCUUGUCAUUCGUAUCUGGCAAAACAUACUAGAAUUCAUAGUGGAGAGAAACCUUACAAGUGUAAUGAGUGCAGCAAGACCUUCAGCCACAGGUCAUACCUUGUAUGCCAUCGUAGAAUUCAUAGUGGUGAGAAACCUUACAAGUGUAAUGAGUGCAGCAAGACCUUCAGUCGCAGGUCAUCCCUUCACUGUCAUCGUAGACUUCAUAGUGGUGAGAAACCUUACAAGUGUAAUGAGUGUGGCAAUACCUUCCGUCACUGGCCAUCCCUUAUAUACCAUCGUAGACUUCAUACUGGAGAGAAAUCUUACAAAUGUACGGUUUGUGACAAGGCUUUCGUGCGUAAUUCACUCCUGUCAAGACAUACCAGAAUUCACACUGCAGAGAAACCUUACAAGUGUAAUGAAUGUGGGAAGGCUUUUAAUCAACAAUCACACCUGUCACGUCAUCAUAGAAUUCAUACUGGAGAGAAACCUUAGAAAUGUAAAGCAUGUGACAAAGUUUCCAGUUGGAAAUCACACCUUAAAGACAUAGGAGAAUUUAUACUGGAGAGAAAGCAUACAAAUGUAAGGUUUCUGACAAGACUUGGGAGUGAUUCACACCUGGAACAACAUACUGGAAUUCACACUGGAGAGAAACCUUACAAGUGUAAUGAGUGUGGCAAAGCCUUUAGUGAGCAGUCAACACUUAUUCACCAUCAGGCAGUUCAUGGUGUAGGGAAACUUGACUAAUGUAAUGAUUGUCACAAAGUCUUCAGUAAUGCUACAACGAUUACAAAUCAUUGGAGAAUCCAUAAUGAAGAGAGAUCUUACAAGUGUAAUAAAUGUGGCAAAUUUUUGAGACAUCAUUUACACAUUGCAAGGUCAUCGGUGAACUCAUACUGGAGAGAAAUCUUACAAAUGUCAUGACUGUGGCAAGGUCUUCAGUCAAGCUUCAUCCUAUGCAAAACAUAGGAGAAUUCAUACAGGAGAGAAACCUCACAAGUUUGAUGACUCUGGCAAAGCCUUUGCUUCACAUUCACACCUCAUUAGACAUCAGAGAAUCCCUACUGGACAGAAAUCUUACAAAUGUCAUCAGUGUGGCAAGGUCUUCAGUCCAAAAUCACUCCAUGCAGAACACUGGAAAAUUCAUUUUUGAGAUAACUGUUCCCAAUGCAAUGAGUAUGGCAAACCAUCAAGCAUUAAUUGACAUUAGAGUCAAUUCAGCAUUGACUUGAGUGUGUGUUGACUUAACGUUGAGUUCAAGCCUUAAUUGACAUUCAAGUGUUUAUGUUAAGAGGAUUGGGCCAGGUGUGGUGGCUCAUGCCUGCAAUCCCAGCACGUUGGGAGGCCAAGGCACAUAGGUCACUUGAGGUCAGGAGUUUGAAACCACCAUGGCCAACAGAUAUGAACCACUUUUCUCAGCCUGUUUUUUGUUUCUUAUUUUCUGUUAUUAUUUUUUUGAGCCAGUACUUUUUAAAGAGAUAGUACUUUUUUGAGUUAGUACUUUUUAAAAGGGAUAAAUCGUAGUAAUUUUUAAAAGGGAUAUGAGGCCAGGCACGGGGGCUCAUGCCUGUAAUCCCAGCACUUUGGGAGGCCGAGGCAGGCAGAUCAAGGGGUCAGAAGAUCGAGACUCUCCUGGCUAACACGGUGAAUCCCCGUCUCUACUAAAAAUAUAAAAAAUUAGCUAGGCGUGGUGGUGGGCGCCUGUAGUCCCAGCUACUCCAGAUGCUGAGGCAGGAGAAUGGCAUGAACCUGGGAGGUGGAGCUUGCAGAGAGUCAAGAUCGCACCACUGCACUCCAGCCUGGGAGACAGAGUGAGGAUCUGUCUCAAAAAAAAAAAAAAGAUAUCAAAGCCACCGUACGUUGUGGCUCAUCCCUGCAAUCAGAGUACCUUGGUAGACCUAUGUGAACUGGUCACCUCAGGUCACAACUUCAAAAGCACUCUGACCAACAUGGUGAAACCCCGUCUCUACUAAAAAUACAAAAAUUAGCUGGGGGUGUUUGUGUGCACCUUUAGUUCCAGCUACUUGGGAGGCUGAGGCAUGAGAAUUGCUUAAACCUGGCAGGUAGAGGUUGCAGUGAACCAAAAUUGUGCCACUCUACUGCAGCCUGGGUGGCAGAGUGAGUCUCCAUCUCAAACAAACAAAAAAUAACAAAAAAAGACACCAAAAAUGAUUUUCUUCUAGUAUAAUAGACUUCCUUUUCUUUCUUUCUGGUUCCUCUUCAUUUCUCUCUUUAUUUUUAUUUAUUUAUUUAUUUAUUUUUUGCAGUUUGAGUUUGAGAUAAAUCUUAUCUCAACUCAAAAAUCUUGAGAUAAAUCUUAGUUAUAAAAUUUUUAUUUCUUAAUACAUAGUGACUUCUGAAAGAUGCCUUUACAGCAUCCUAUAAUCAGCUCACAUCAUUCAUUUCUGUACUUGUAUAUUUUCCAGUUAUUUUCCUGUUUACCCCAGAAUUCAUUAGAUUUUUUUUAAAAACAAUUUCAAAAUAGUUGCUGUUUUAAAUUGGUUGCAUCCAGUUCAUAUCAAGGUCUACAUGCUUUCUAGUCUUUGUUAUUUAUUGAAAACCUUUGGUACCUAAACUUAAGUUUGAUUGUUUCAGUGUGUACUUGGUAAAGAUGUCAGUGGCCUUUUAAUUAAACAUCAAAAUGUACUUUAAGCAGUUAUUCUUUCAGUUUUCUUUCCUUAUGUCAUUUGUUAAAAUCUUGAGCUGGGAGCUGUUUAUUGCAUGUUUCCUUCAAGGCCCUCUGGUUCAUUCUGGAAAAAUGUUGAAACAUGGACUGGAUUGGCAUAGAACGCUCCUCCAAAAGCACCCAUGUAUUCUUUUCUUUUCUUUUUUUUCAAAUGGGAGUCUUGCUCUGUUGCCUUGGAUGGAGUGCAGUGGUGCGAUCUCAGCUCACUGCAACCUCUGCCUCCCUGGAUCAAGUGAUUCUCCUGCCUCAGUCUCCUGAGUAGCUGGAACUACAGGCACCCACCAGCAUGCCUGGCUAAUUUUUGUAUUUUUAGUAGAGACGGGGUUUCACCACGUUUGUCAGGCUGGUCUCAAAUCCUGACCUCGUGAUCCACCUGAAUUGGCCUCCCAAUGUAAUGAGAUUACAGGUGUGAGCCACCGCUCCCAGCCUCGGUAUUUUUAUUUUUUUGUUUUUGGUGUUUUUUUUUUGAGAUGGAGUUUCACUCUUGUUGCUCAGGUUGAACUGCAAUACUGUGAUCUUGUGUCACUACAAUGUCUGCCUCCCGGGUUCAAGUGAUUCUCCUGCCUCAACCUACCGAGUAGUUGGGAUUACAGGUGCCCUCCACCACUCCUGGCUAAGUUUUUGCAUUGUCAGUGGAGACAGGGUUUCACCAUGUUGACCAGGCUGGUCUUGAACCCCUGACUUCAGGUGAUCGGCCCACCUCGACCUCCCAUAGUUCUAGGAUUACAGGUGUGAGCCACCGUGCCUGACCAUUCAUGUAUUCUUGAUUGAAACAAUUUGCUUAUGUCUUAGUUCUGCACCUGACCUUCUUUCACUGUUUCCAAGGUCAAUAGCUGUGUGUUCACAAUUCGGCAUUUUAUAAAUGUUACUGUGAUUUUCUCGUAAGGAAAAAUAAACUGUCAGGAAUGAAUGGCCUCAGAACCUUGCAAAAGAAGUUUCUUUUUUUCUUUUUCUUUUUUUUUUUUUGAGACGGAGUUUCGCUCUUGUCCCCCAGGCUCGAGUGCAGUGGCAUGAUCUUGGCUCACUGCAACCUCUGUCUCCUGGGUUCAAGUGAUUCUCCUGCCUCAGCCUCCCAAGUACCUGGGAUUACAGGCAUGCACUACCAUGUCCAGCUAAUUUUGUAUUUUUAGUAGAAAUGGGGUUUCUCCAUGUUGGUCAGGCUGGCCUCAAACUCCUGACCUCAGGUGAUCACCCGCCUCGGCCUCCCAAAGUGCUGGGAUUACAGGCUUGAGCCACCGUGCCCGGCAAAAGAAGUUUCUUUAGCUCAGGUUUGUGAAAGAGCCUUCUCUAAUUUUCCAGGAUGGGGGUGAUAAGAUCAACCCUUCCCAUUAGCCCUUCCAGGCCCCCAUGUAAUAAUUCAGGCAAACCUCACUCAUCUCAGACCUUCUCAGGGCAACUCGGUGAAAAUUUCUUCCAAUCUGAGCCCCAGUGAGCCUCCUUGCAACUUGGCGAUGAGGGGCUACACCAGAAAAGCUCAACCUGAGUGACUUUGACCCCUGAAAUGAUUGGCAAAAUGGAGUGAAUUUCUCGGUGUGGUUUUUUUGUUUUGUUUUUUUUUUGAGAAGAGUAGUACCCAGUUGCAAUUAGAAUUUUCAAUGGGAUGCAGUGCCCUAAAAAUGAAAAACAAAAGCAGAAGAAUGGAAGAAACAGAGGUGUAGACUCAGAGACCAUCUUCAGGGCCUUUCUUUGUAUGAGGAUACCACAGUGAAAUCUAAAGCAGGUCAUGUCAGUCCCUGGCAGGGAACCCUCCACCAGCUUCCCGUGUUCCCCAGGACAAAAGCCCCACUCCUCACUGUGGUUCCACAGCCGUGUGUCCAGGGCCCCUGCCAGUGUCCAGCCUCUUCCUGGGAGCUUGCCCUCAUCUCAUGACUCUCUCCGCCCCAGUCACAUUUGCUCUUUUCUUUCCCCAAAAAUCAAAACCCUUCCUGUCUCAGGUGGUCGUCCCUGGUUUUACCCUCUGUACCCUGUCCCUUUCUCCUCCUUCAGGUCUAGGUUCAGAGCUGUCGGCCAUGCCCUCCCACCCCCAUCUGUAGUUCCCUUGUCCAUCAGUCUGUAUCACGUUACUCAGGGUUCAUUGUCUCUGCAUCAAUCACAUCAGAAAUGCACUUUUUUUUUUUUUUGAGACAGAGUCACUCUGUUGUUCAACCUAUGAGUGCAGCCUCUUGAUCUUGGCUCACUGCAACCUCUGUCUGCUGGGUUCAAGCAAUUCUUGUGCCUUGGCCUCCCAAGUAGCUGAGAUUACAGGUGUCUGCCACCACACCCAGCUAAUUUUUGUAUUUUAACUUCCAUUUUAUAUUAUUUUUGAGUCUGUCUGUCACCAAGACUGGAGUGUAGUGGCGCGAUCUCGGUUCACUGCAACCUCCACCUCCCAGGUUCAAGCGAUUCUCCUAUCUCAGUCUCCCGAAUAGCAGAGAUUACAUAUGCUUACCAAGCCCAGCUACUUUUUGUGUAUUUAGUAGAGACAGUGUUUCACCGUCUUGGCCAGGCUGGUCUUGAUCUCCUGACCUCAAGUAAUCAGCACACCUCGGCCUUCCAGAGUGCUAGUAUUACAGGCAUGACCCACCAUGCCCAGCCCAUUUUUGUAUUUUUAGUAGAUACAGGGUUUCACCAUGUUGGCCAGGCUGGUCUCAAACUCCUGAGGUCAAGUGAUCCUCCCACCUAUGCCUCCUAAGUAGCUAUGACCACAGACACACAGACCUGCACCACCAUACCUGGCUAAGUUUUUGUAUUUUUGGUAGAGAUGGGGUUUCACCAUGUUGCCCAGGCUGGUCUCAAACUCCUGAGCUCAAGCGAUCUACCCACCACAGCCUCCUAGAGUGCUGGGAUGACAGGCAUGAGCCACCCAACCCAGCCUCUGCAUGGGAUUUCAUCAGGGCUGGGUCUGUGCCCUGAAGGGGAGCUCAUUCCAGCCCUGCUCCCCACUGCUGCAGCAUGUGUGGACUCCUCCAGAAGGGGAGUGGGAGUUUUCCUGUAAGGAGUUUAUAGUCUCUGGUGUGGAGAGCAGCAGGGGGGACCGUAUUUCCUCAGGUUGAGGUCUUUAGUUAGGCCUCUGAGCCCAAGUUAAGCCAUCAUAUCCCCUGUGACCUGCACGUAUACAUCCAGAUAGCCUGAAGCAACUGUGAAAAUAUCCUUAACUGAUGACAUUUCAAUAUCGUGAUUUGUUUCUGCCCUAUCCUGACUGAUCAAUGUGCUUUGCAAUCUCUGCCACCCUUAAGAAGGCUCUUUGUAAUUCUCCCCACCCUUGAGAAUGGACUUUGUGAGAUCCACCCCCUGCCCACAAAACAUUGCUCCUAACUCCACUGCCUAUCCCAAAACCUAUAAGAACUAAUGAUAAUCCCACCAUCUUUUCUGACUGUCUUUUCAGACUCAGCCCAGCUGCACCCAGGUGAAAUAAACAGCCCCGUUGCUCACACAAAGUAUGUUUGGUGGCCUCUUCCCACGGACGUGCUUGAUACUUCACGUGUGUGGUUGUGCUCCAGGGAGGGGGUGUGCUGAUUCUGAGCAAUAAACAACAUAUUUCUAACAUUCAGGAUUGAGUUCUAAACACUCUUGGUACAUGAGGAAGAAACCCAGAAGAGGAAGAGGAAAGCAAAGGGGUCAGGGAUGGCUCUUCCUCAGGUGAGAUGAUAUUCUUGGUGGAUUGUUCUGUCUCCUUCCUUUCAGCAACGCUGGGCCUUGGAGUUGGGAAUCUUCUCUGAGUCUGAAGCUUCCUGCCUGACACGUUUACUCACACUCACCCAUGCCUUCCCUCAGUCCCUCUCAUCUCACUUAGAUUCUAUCUCUUGUGACCAAGUAACAUGAACUUGGGAAGAGGCUGCACUGGGCAUGGUCCUGGGAAGGGGUCACACCCAGACAUGGAUGGAGAUGGGGUGUGGGUCCCGUGGUGUCAGUGCUGUUGGGCAGCAGGGAUUGUUCAGGGGCCACAUGUGGAUGCACUGUCAGCUCCCUGUGGACCAGGAUUAGAGCAGCUGCCAAUGGAAGUCAAGUAUUAAUGUGCACGAAGUACAUGGUAAAUUCUAGAAAAGGAAACCAAUAAGGGAAAAUCUUUUCUCCCUGAUUUCAUACUAUGUUUUUAGGUAAUUGAGUGAGUUACUGUGUUUCUGACUCCAAAAAUCUUACUAAUAAGAAUGGAAAGUUCAUACACAGACAUGAAUGACAUAAGGUGUUUUAUUCCAUCAUCACUUUAAGAAUAGCAAAUCAACCUAAAUAAUAGCAGGAGAUUCAUUAAACCAUUCUUAGCACAUUAAGCUCAUGGAGACUGUGGUGUUAUUGUGGAGAGGCUUGUGAAACAGAUGUUUUCGGUAAAAAUGGUUACAAUUUAUUUUUUGAGAUGGAGUCAGCCUCUGCCACCCAAGCUGGAGUGCAGUGACAUGAUCUCAGUUUACUGCAACCUCUGCCUCCUGGGUUCAAGUGAUUCUCCUGCCUCAGCCUCCCGAGUAGCUGGGGUUAUAGGCAUGUGCCACCAUGCCCGGCUAAUUUUUUUGUAUUUUUAGUAGAGAUGGCAUUUCACCAUGUUGGCCAGGGUGGCCUCAAAGUUCUGACCUCAGGUUAUCCACCCACCUCAGCCUCCCAGAGUGCAGGGAUUACAGUCAUGAGCCACCGUGCUCAGCUCCACCAAUGUUUAUUAAAUAUAUAUUUUGAUAUUUAAACAUC